AUGCCGCCGAAACAACCGCGCAAGCGCAAGCCUGUCGCAUCACAAACCUCAUCCCAGCGUCGACAUCGCGCAGCUUCAGCGAUUCCCUCGACACCUAUCUCACAGCCCAUGUCCUCUUCCGUCACAAAGAAGCGCCGAGUCGAUGAUGACAAUGAGCGCAUCGCCGAAACGCCUCAAGAAAACAAGCGACGCGCCAUGGGCAGUAAAGGCCAGCAAACUCCAGAGAGAACCACUCAGCUCGCUCAAGCCACCUCUCCGAGCACACCUUUUGAAGUUUCGUCAGCCGAGAGCUCUGAUUCUGACUGCCAGAUAAAAAAGGUAUUGCCAUCACCAAAGCGCAAACUUAUCGCUGCUAGCCCAAGAGGUCGCCCAACCAAGAGGGCGAGGAUGGAGCGCUCUAUCACCCCCUCGCCAGCCGACGAGUCUGACUGCGUCAUUGAGAAAGUUCUGCCAUCGCCUAAGCGUCGCCAAGUUGAGCAGAAAAAGAGAAACAUCAAGCGACGUAAAGUCGGUGACUGCUCUGAAAGUCCUGUUUGUAUCGAGAGCGAUGUCGACAGCGAUGCUGGAGAUGUGAAUUCGCUGCCUGAGCCAACACAGACACAAACUCCGGAGGAGCUGCGAGAGCAUUCGCCCAGUAUCGUGGACGCUUUGCUUGCAUGGCUUGACGGUCCUCAGUCCGGUGGAGCGGCAUCAGAAGCGGCCCAGCCAGCUUCAACACCUGCUAUCGCAAGUACUCCGCCAAAUGCGCCAUUCUCAACAGCCCCCGAGCAUCCCAUUCAAGAGUCUCCGUCUAUGGGUACCCCAAGUGGACAAGGUCAAACUCGGGAAGCUCAAGUCGAGAGAGCUCAGGUUGAGAAAGCGCAAGUCGAGGAAGCGUCUACAAGCCCAGCAUCGGACUUGGAAAAUAUCGCUCCGUCAUCAACCUAUAAACUUCAGCCAGUCUACAGCGGUGAGAACCUUCAGGAAUCACAUACUCCUGGCACACCUACACACUUUCGCCCCCAUCAUCGAGACUCACUCGUCGGCCUAAAGAGCAUUCUCAAAAGAUCUAGCGAAAAGCCUUUGCGCGAGAUCAACCCGCAGGUUGACAUAACAUUCCCUGAUAUCUCUCCGCUCUCUAGAGGCGAGCGCGACUUAUCAUCACCGACCGAGCGAAUUCAAGACAGCAAGCACCAAGCCAAGAUCAUCCAGGAUGAAACUACAUCUACACCCCCACCACCAGUCAGUUUCCCAAGGAGAUUGACGUUGGCAGAUCUCCGAUCCAAAGAUUGGAAAUCAUCUCAGUCCAGGAACAUUUACCGACCUUUGACCCCACUCCCAAAACCUUCUCAGUGGCUUCGACAGAGAAAAGAAUUGGAACCUUUGACAUCUAUCAUCGACGAGACUGCCGCAGAGGAUGCUACAUCUGACCAGGGGACACCCUCAAAGCCACCUACCGAGCGAGUCAACCGUACUACCCAAAAGUUGAUCAAGGCAGAACCACAAAGCUCUGACGAGGAUGAUUCGGGAGAUGAACGUUCAUGUCGAGUUGAAGAGUGGUUAAAAUCAGAAAUCAUUAAACAGGAAACACCUUCGAAGCUGCCUACACAGCCAGUCAUGCGCCAGACUCAGAAGUCAGUCACGCCUGAAGAGCAGUGUGCCACUGAUGUGCGAAUCACCAAGAACAAGCGCCACAAGCUUGAGAAGCAGAUGAAACAGGGCACGGAGCGACAAUUCGCACGCUCAACACCUCUAUCCCGCAAGACUCGGAGGUCAAAGAGGGUUCAUGAGCAGAAUGAUACAGAUACAGAAGAGUCUGAAGGCGAAUGCCAGAAGAGACUCGAAGAAAAGCAACUGGUGCCAGUCCCAAAUAGAAAUUGGACCAAGCCCUCCUUCCCUAACCAAGAAAUGAUGCCUCAAGUUAUUCGAGAUGGUGUUUCGGAGCAUGCCAUCAAACCCACCGUUGCUACUUUUGAGGAGAAAUCAGCUGCUGGUCACGGAUUCACAUUUGAGAAUGACGACUCAAACCAAAAGUACAACUGGGAUGUCGACUGGAGUGCAAGUCCUUCUCUGGGCAAACGCGAGACACGUGCUGUGGCCUCGGAACUGAAGCAUAGAGGCAUCAAGACCGAGAGACAAUACAGCAAUUUUUGGUACAACCUCACGAUGAAGCUGUCAUCGAUCGCGGGCUCCCCGGUCCCGCUCUUUACCGCAAAGAAGAAGGCACUGGAGACUUUUGUGGAGGAGGCGAUGCGCAAUGCUGAUGACAGACGAAAGCGAAAGGCCCGGAAGAAUGCUGCGAAGAAUAAGGCGCGUAAACGCGAGAAGAAAAAGCACAAGACAAAGGAUCGUCGACAAGGUGUUGAAGCAUUUUUAGAUGCCAGCGAUACGGAUAAGGAAAAGUGUCAGAAGAAGUCGAAGAAGCUUCCUCAAGGUGUGGAUGCAUUCCUGAUCCCUGGCGAUACCGACGAGGAAGACAAGUCAUCAUCCGAGGAAUCCGGUUCCGAUUACGAUGGAGAAGAUUUGAUGGCCAAAGUGCGAGCGGAUAUUGACAGGCAGCGAAGGUUAUCCGGAGGUGGAACAAGCUGUGGGUAUCGAAAGGGGGAUCUUUAA
This is a messenger RNA of Fusarium pseudograminearum CS3096, 2592 nucleotides long. RefSeq lists its product as uncharacterized. The record is from RefSeq and is a predicted model, not a curated record. Bases 1 to 2592 code for a protein of 863 amino acids. NCBI's taxonomy places the organism in Eukaryota, Fungi, Ascomycota, Sordariomycetes, Hypocreales, Nectriaceae. The transcript is spliced from 3 exons.